UGUCACUCACUUACUUCCGAUCCGAGUGUCACUGCUCUCCUGAGCGCACAGAAUCAUUCUCGCAGCAAUGGCUCGGCUUUUCUCUCCGCCGCGUCGGCUUGCCUUUGCACUGGCUGCAGGAUUGGUCCUUUUCAGUGUCCUGGCGGUGGCUAAAGAUGUCAUUCCCGUUGGAGAGCUAUCUGUAAGCCAAAUAGAGGAUGAAUUGCAGAACUGCCCUCUCGUGGAAUCUCUCAACGAGCACAAGCGUGCCACCAGCCCCCAAACCGCCAGCUUGACCUCGAAGAUCUUCGCCGUCCUUUUCCCGGGUAGUCCAGCUGUGAAUGCAAUUCUGGCCACUGCGUAUAUCUCCGGACCCCCCAACUUCCUGCUAGCACUAUGCCCCCCGAACAUCGACCCCUCAUCCUUGUCCGUGAUGGUAGCUUUCGCUGUGGGCGGGCUGAUGGGCGACACACUAUUCCACCUUCUACCUGAGAUCUUCCUCGGCGAAGACAGCCCCGAGCACGUCCGCUUCGUCAUGGUCGAGCCGAACAGGAACCUCCUCCUUGGACUCGGCAUCAUGGUCGGCUUCUUCACCUUCGUCGCAAUGGACAAGACCCUCCGCAUCGCAACUGGCGGCGAAGGCCACGACCAUUCCCACGGCCACAGUCACUCCCACGAACCCGCCACAGCGGUAACAACUGGCACCUCAACCGACAGCAAAUCCUCCGGUGACCUCAAACAGCGCAAGUCCACCAAGGAGCAAGCCGUCGCAAACGCCGAGCCCGAAAAGGAAAUCAACCCCAGCGUCAAACUGGGCGGCUACCUCAACCUGAUCGCCGACUUUACCCACAACAUCACCGACGGCCUGGCCAUGUCCUCGUCCUUCUACGCUUCCCCCACCAUCGGCGCAACGACCACCGUCGCCGUCUUCUUCCAUGAAAUUCCCCACGAGGUCGGUGACUUCGCUCUCCUCGUGCAGUCCGGGUUCUCGAAGAAGAAGGCCAUGGGCGCGCAGUUCGUUACCGCCAUCGGUGCCUUCCUGGGUACCUUUAUCGGUAUCGCAGUGCAGGAGCUCGGGGGUAGUCAUGGUGCCGCUGCUGAUGCUGCUGAGGGAGUGGUGAGUGGUCUUUGGGGCACGAGUUUGCAGUGGGGAGAUAUGCUUUUGCCAUUUACGGCGGGGACGUUCCUGUAUGUGGGAACUGUGUCUGUUAUCCCUGAGUUGUUGGAGACGGGCAAGGAUAGGAAGCUCGAGAUUAAGAAGACGAUUGUGCAGUUUUUGGCUGUCGCGCUUGGGGCGGGGAUUAUGCUUGCGAUCUCUUGGGAUUAAGCGUACAUGCCUCCCAAAAUAACCUCCAAAACCGACACCGUCACUCUCACUCAC
This is a messenger RNA of Aspergillus pseudonomiae, 1360 nucleotides long. RefSeq names its product Zn(2+) transporter YKE4. The transcript is spliced from 4 exons. Gene Ontology annotation, cellular component: membrane. Gene Ontology annotation, molecular function: zinc ion transmembrane transporter activity. The coding region runs from base 68 to 1306 and encodes 412 amino acids. Gene Ontology annotation, biological process: intracellular zinc ion homeostasis; zinc ion transmembrane transport. The record is from RefSeq and is a predicted model, not a curated record. NCBI's taxonomy places the organism in Eukaryota, Fungi, Ascomycota, Eurotiomycetes, Eurotiales, Aspergillaceae.